AUUGGGGUGUGUGGUGUAUCGCGCCUCCAAGGGUCAUGGUGGCUGGAGGAUCGAAAACCGACUUAUGCGUGGUCUCAUUUAUCAUAAUCUACUAUACUUCGGCUGCAGCUUUGCCUUUUCUCUCAGUGUCGUCCUCGCCACAAUCUUCCUCUCGUUUCCGGUGGUACACGUGAUUGCUGAGACUCAGGUCGUUGUUCUGUCUCUCUUGGUCACGCGAAUGCACAGGGACUUUUGGAGAUUAGAUCGUACCGCUCGUGGCAUCGAUGGAGUAGAUAUCUCUCUCUCAACGUUCAUGGCACAGUAAGCCCAGAUGUAAUGUGGUGGGUACUUCCCUCUCUGAAGCAUCGCACGGCUAAUAUCCGAUCGAGGAAAGACUCUCAGAAGACGGGAGUACCAAACAAUGCUAAUGAGCCUAUCACUAAGCUUGAUGGACGAAGUAUUUUUUACCAGUAGACUACUAGAUCUUGUCACAACACAUGUAUGAUAU
Molecule: messenger RNA, 487 nt
Organism: Suillus clintonianus
Lineage: Eukaryota; Fungi; Basidiomycota; Agaricomycetes; Boletales; Suillaceae
Exons: 4
Coding region: 65-304 (79 amino acids)
Source: RefSeq, a predicted model, not a curated record